GGCCAAGACGCGCCGAGUUCCUCGACGGGCUCAGACCAGACCUCGACGACCACGCCCUUGCCGCCACCUCGAUACCAAUCGAGUGUGGACUUCAAUAGCAGCUUCGAGUCGCGCAAGCGCAAGUCUCCGGAGAAGCUCUGCGCGCCGGAUUCAGCGGAUGGACCGCCGGUCAAGGCGAGAGGCAAUGACACAGGGAAUCGGUUCACCGCGGCAGAGAUGAGGUAUAUGCUUGCUGGAGUGGAGCUGAUCCGGCUGCUGGAGCACGAUCCGAUCCUGCGUUUCAUCAAGCCCAACGCGACCAAGUUCACGGGUCCUUUCCGGGUGCCGGACUUUGAAAUGCUCACGAACGUCACGCGAGCCGCAGGGACACUCUUCGAGAUGUUGCACGAAUCAGGCUUCAGCUUGGGCAUCACCGAGAGGACGGGGGUGUAUGACUGGGACGUCGAGUCGUGGACACGUACGAUCCGCGGCGUCUUGGGACCGUUGACGGUCCUGGUCGGAUCCAUCCAACGCAAGGUGACUCCGCCUGGGACGGGCCCAAUCGCAACGCAGAUGAUAACUUCGUCCCAGGCUGAGUCGAGCGUGCAUUCCACGUCGAGGUCCAAACCCCGACGCGACGUAGAUGGCGAACCCACCGAUUUGUUUGACGUGGACUUCGGGAUGCCGAAAACCACGGCCGCGACCUCAACCACGACUUCACCGGAACCGGACGAGGUUUUCAACCAUCUGAGCGAGCCGCCGCGCGCUACGCCCCGUGAGGUCACGCCAGCGCGUAUCAAGGUUCUGCCGGAUCUGAAGGAAGCAAUUCCUAAGGCGCUGGGAGAGGCGAGUACGCGCUCUACGAUAACUCAGGCGUCGAAUACCCAUGUCUCUGCGGUUCAUGUCGAGCCAAGAAACUCGACGCGAAAAAACUUGACGCAGAAAAUGUCGGCGCGGGACGCGUCGAAGGAGAUGCGCCAGCAAGGACUUGGUAAUCACGCCGUGAUGUCCGUCGCAGUGCCGGUUGCGACGACAUCCAGGCGACCGUUGGGCACGGCGCGGGCCUCUACGACUCCCGAGCAAUCGCGUUACAACGCACGAGUGCGGCCGGUCUCACUCGACGCGCUUAAGCAACUCGACCCAGGGCAAACACUCGACGUCCGCCUGCGUUCCAGCCGAGAUGCACCGCGCCUGUGGGUCACGCGCAGAACAACGUGGGUUACAACCAUGUUUAAGACUAAGAUCGAGCGACAAACAUACCUGCGGGUGACCAACGUCACGGACGAGACAAUAACGCUCGACGCAGGCACGAACGUGGGUUGGUGGGCACCCUCCGAUGUGUUUCCGCCUGCGCCCCGCUUCGUGCUGGCGACUAAUCGACAGUACCAAGAUUGGCAAAACCUUGCGUAUGAAGUGACCUGCGACGAGGACGAGACCUGGCGUGAAGACGAGCUCGUCUGGCCCAUGUAUGGAUGGCCGACGUACGAAGAUCUGGAAUUCGACGCGCGUCGAGCGGUGGAGACGUCGUCGGUGAGCAAGUUGCAGACGCGUGGCCACUCGACGCUGUCGCGCGUGGUGUUGAAGACACGGGUCGACGUAGUAACGACGUGUGUACUGUCGGACCACGGGUCGCAGAGAAGCGACAAUGCGGGGCGCCCAGUUGAAGCGUCGCGAGUCGAACAACCCGUCGAAGGUGCGUCGGGCGACGAAGCGCGAGGCGCGCCGUCCAGCGGAAGGUCGCAGCAAUGCGACGGGGUGAGACAGUCGAGCGAACGCGCGCAAGUUGCAAAAUCCAACAGGGACAAGUGCGACAGUGUGAGAUGUGAGGGAUGGAACGUCUCGGAACCGUCCCAGAAGCAGUCCCAGAAGUGCGACACCGUGAGAUGGACCGAAUGUGACACCGUGCGACAGUCGAGCGAAGGGUCGAGGGGACGCGACGACGUGAGACUGACCGAAUGUGACACUAUGCGACGGUCAGUAGCGAGGUCUCAGACCUGCGACGGAAUGCGACUUGGGGACAAAGCUGGAAAGUGGCGUCUUUGGCGACAUUCCGCCCUCGAGCCCGUGAAGAACAAGCCGAAUGUGAACUUCGACGUGGUCGACGAGGGGCCUGACGGUGGCAGGACUGGAGGACCACCGGGGUCUGCACCAAAAGAGAGGCACCGCGCCAUAAACCUAGAUCGAUUGGUCAACCCUGAGCAAGAUGCUGGUCCGAAUUGCGCGAUGUAUCGAAGUGGCGGGUACGCCGCGGCGGGGCGAGUGGUGCGAUUUCCUGUGGACAAGCCCGAAUGCCACGGCGCGCCACCUGGAGGAUUGCUGGCGAAGGUACCAGCUGUCACUCGACGGGUGUCCAGUGAACUCAAUAAGUCUGCGGUCCUGAAGAUGGCGGGCAAGGCGGGCGACGAGCCACGCAGCCUGCAGCUACACCGACUUCGAAUCUGUGACGCACUACACGUACAACCGCGUUACGGCGUACGUCGAGGCGGGAACACGGGGCCCGACGCACUUGUUGGAUGCGUACGACGAGAUCAAGAAGACAGCGCGACGAAUAACUCGUCGCAGAUCCGGUGCGCGGAGACGAUGCACCGCCGAGAGGUCACCGGGGAAUCGGAUCCUGGGGAACGCGGUCAACGCUCCGCGGCGGCCGGUUGCACUGGCGCGAUGCACAGGGCGAAGGACGGUGCCGACUCGGCGAAGACUCAGGUGGGGGUCAUCCAGCCUACUACAGCGCAGAACGCGUCGAGCCCGAGCGCGACCAGGAUGUCAGAAGUUCUAAAUCGCGUGACGGACAGUCACGCGAACGUGAGACGCGGGGCGAUGGGAAGUGGCCCCAACGCGGCGAGAGCGCAGGCAGUUGGCAUCCAAUCUGCUGCAGCGCGGACCGCGUGGAGCCUGAGCGCGACGAGGAUGCCAGAAGUUCUACAUUGCGCGAUGGACAGUCACGCGGAGGCGAGACGCGGGGCGAUGGACAGUGGCCUCGGCGCGGCUAGGAUGCAGGCGGCCGGCAACGAGCCUGCUGCAACGAGGAACGCGUCGAGCCCGAUCAGGAGGCCUGUUGCAGUGUCGAAAUACGUGGAGGGUCCAACGUCAGUACAGCCCUCAGAGUGCGACGACGCGAUAAACAGAAACCCACCUUGCGUCAAGGCUGAUUGGGAAUUCGAGGUUGCGAGGAGCGUGUCGGACGCCGCGAGUGACUCGUCGCGCGACGGAACAGAGUCGACGCGCCGAGGGAUAUGCAUCCUUCAGAACUGCCGACUCGCGCAGGUGAACGUGCUAGUAGUCGGCCAAGCCGGGGACGACGCAGAUCGGACCCGGGGCGACGUCGCGGCGAUGAACAGGGCUGGAAAUGGGAUCUGCCUACGGGCUAGAGCUCAUGCUCGACGCUGUGCCGCGAGACCCCCGUUUGUGAGCACGUACGCUGUACGUCUUGAGACGGGCUGCACGCCUUGUCAAUUUUCGGUCAAGGACGUUUCCAAGUUGAGGCCUGUGUGCGCUAUGAUCAAUGGGGCGGCCCCGUCGAACGAGCCCGCCGACUGCAGCGACGAGAUGCCGCUAGAAGCGAGCCGGGACACUAGCACUGUAAAGAGCGACGGCGUUGCGUACUCGAAGGUCAGGGACAAGCACGCCGAGACGGUUCGCGUCGUGAUCCGCGGUGUACGUCAAGGGUGA
Molecule: messenger RNA, 3648 nt
Organism: Phytophthora sojae
Lineage: Eukaryota; Oomycota; Peronosporomycetes; Peronosporales; Peronosporaceae
Exons: 4
Source: RefSeq, a predicted model, not a curated record